CAAUUUGACAACCGCAGCAAAACAUGACCAGUCAUUUUCAAUUUCUCAGGGGUAAAAAACAAGAAAUCUCACAAACAAGAUACUGAAAAUAAAGAUUACUUAGAAGUACGCUUGGUUUCUUUCUUACGGUACAAUUUAGCGAAUUCUUACCAAUGGCUGACGCAUUAUUUGGUUGGGAUUUAACUUUUAAGACCGUGGAGAAAGACAUAAAGCGCAAAUCUGAUGUUAUCAUUGCAUUUAUUCAUUGGAACCUAACGAAGAAGGGAUUUAGGAGUAUUGGAAUAGGAGAUGAGAGGACUUUAUCUGGAGAUGAAGAAAAAAGUGAACUGUUACCAACUGGCUGGAAUGAUAAGGAAAAUUAUGCCUUGCGAUAUGUUUUCAACAACAAACUAUUUAUUUUACAUGGAUUGAGUACUGACGGCAAUCUCAUCAUCAAUCUCAUGAGAUCAGAAGAUUUGGCGGUGUCCAAUAUAGCUAUAAAGAUAGAAGAGACUGUGAAGGAUUUAUGUGGCCCUAUUGAUAAGAUUAUGCCCAAUCAUAAGGAGUUAAUAUACAAUGUGAAACGGGAUUUAAUUGACAUUGUCACAGAAAGAACCACUUCUAAUACUGAAACUCAAACUUCACGGAGUGAAUCAACUACAAGGAGGCCACCAGAAGAUCCACUAAGGGUUCCGCCCCGGCCUAUGCCUGGUGUGAAUCCCGACACCCCAGACCUAUGGGGAAUGCCACCACCCCGUCUGCCAAACAUUGGCAGUUCUGACCUGGAUCCGUUUGCGCCUGGCGGAGGCGGCAUGCUAUUCAACCCUUUUGAGCCUCGCAGAGACCUUGAGAACCCUGGCCUGGGUAUACCUGGCGGCUUACCAAGAGGGGCUAUACCACCGGGAGCUCGCUUCGAUCCUUUCGGUCCACCUGGCGGUCCCAUGCCUGGCCGCCGACCAGCACCACCUGAUGCAGAUCACCUACCGCCUCCCGGCUUCAAUGACAACAUGUUCAUGUAGUUCAUUUUAUAACUAUUACUGUAACUUAUGUUUGUUCACAUCAUAAAUAUGAAUAAAGUUAAUUUGAAAAUA
Molecule: messenger RNA, 1070 nt
Organism: Spodoptera frugiperda (fall armyworm)
Lineage: Eukaryota; Metazoa; Arthropoda; Insecta; Lepidoptera; Noctuidae
Gene: PI31
Product: proteasome inhibitor PI31 subunit
Exons: 6
Coding region: 153-998 (281 amino acids)
Biological process (GO): proteasome-mediated ubiquitin-dependent protein catabolic process
Molecular function (GO): endopeptidase inhibitor activity; proteasome binding
Source: RefSeq, a predicted model, not a curated record